Messenger RNA from Syzygium oleosum, 1105 nucleotides. Its product is annotated as glutathione S-transferase L3-like. The record is from RefSeq and is a predicted model, not a curated record. Lineage: Eukaryota; Viridiplantae; Streptophyta; Magnoliopsida; Myrtales; Myrtaceae. The coding region runs from base 114 to 827 and encodes 237 amino acids. The transcript is spliced from 11 exons. Gene Ontology annotation, molecular function: glutathione transferase activity.
CUCUUUAAAUAGCUUCGCGCUUGGACGCCAUUCUCGUCCACAUUCACAUCGAAGCCGGCACACCCAGAAGCAGACAUCGCCCAAAUUUUCUAUCCCGGAACUACCGUACGCUAAUGGCUUCUCCUGCCGUGGUAGAGAGCUUGCCUCCUUCGUUGAACUCCAGCGCCGAGCAGCCUCCUCUUUUCGAUGGAACUAUAAAGUUGUACACCUGUUACAAAUGCCCAUUUGCUCAGCGCGUCUGGAUCACGAGGAACUAUAAGGGACUCCAGGAGAAGAUUAAAUUAGUUCCUCUUAUUCUUGAAGACAGGCCUGCUUGGUACAAGGAGAAAGUCUACCCCAUGAAUAAGGUACCGUCGUUGGAGCACAACGGGAAAAUUAUUGGAGAGAGCCUAGACCUGAUCAAAUACGUGGACAGCAACUUUGAAGGGCCUUCUCUUUUCCCUGAUGAUCCUGAAAAGAAGAAGUUUGGUGAGGAACUGUGGUCUUAUGUUGAUGAAUUCAUGAAGAUAGUCUACACUUCAUUCAAGGGAGAAGGACCGAAAGAAUGUGGUUCUGCUUUCGAUCAUUUGGAGAGUGCUCUUGGCAAAUUUGAGGAUGGACCAUUCUUUCUCGGACAAUUCAGUGGGGUGGACAUUGCCUACAUCACAUUUGUUGAAAGAUUCCAAAUCGUCUUAUCUGAACUGUGGAAGUAUGACAUCACUGCUGGCAGACCUAAGCUAGCAGCAUGGAUUGAGGAAAUGAACAAGAUCGACGCUUACAAGCAGACAAAGACCGAUCCUAUUGAACUUGUUGAAUCCUACAAGAAGCGCUUCACUGCUCAGCAGUGAAUGGAGUCAUGACCAUGCUAGGCUAUGUAUGAAGGGGAAAAGCUGCUCAACUGUCCUCGCUAUUCCUGAUAUUUGCUCAUCUUGAGGCUUAUUGACUCAGACAGAAGAAGCUGUUCAUCAAAGAAAAAAGAAAGAACAAGCUGUUGUUAUAAUAGUACUGUGAAAAAAAAGUACUUUAAAUUUUGGGUUGAUCUGUAGGUUAUGUGGGUUCUAUUGUAAUAUGAAGUGUUUAGUUUGGGUUGUGGCAAUUUCUAAGAAAAAAGUAUUUUAUUUAUUUA